CUAACCUAACCUGUUCAAUCUAACCUUUUCGUCGAGAUCUCUUGUAUUAAAUAACCAAAUAAAGGUUAAGUCGAAGGCAUCUUCUGCCCGUGGAAAAUUUUCAAGAAAAAGCUGUUCGUUAAUAACAGAAUAAUAAACAGAAUGUAUCAUUGAAGUUUCGCUCGCGUGAAGCACGUGAAUAUAUUGUCACGAUAUGUCUGUUAAGCUUUUUCGUUGUCUCGCCAGCAAUCUUUUAAUUCCGAGGAGUCAGCAUGUCCGUCACGCACAUCGAUUGCGUGGAAAACCACCUACGAUCGCGCGUAGCCUGAAGCAGCGGCUUGAACAGCUCAACUGGAAGGAUCCAACGUUGAACUUCAGAGUCAACAUCGGCUACGCGAUCAAAAUCAACAAGCGCUCGAUAACAAAUGCCUGGACAAAGGAGAUCAUAGCACGUAGGAACGACGCCGAACUGGAGAAAGCGGCGCGCACUAAGAAACUACUGGUGGACCUGCAGACAGUGAAAGAAGACUGGCUGCGAAUCGAUGGAUCAUCUCAUAUUCACAGAUUGGCGGAUCAUUACGGUAUCUACAAUGACUUGUACGGAGACGCCUACUUUAUGCCGAUAGUUCCGCUGGACGUGAGCUAUAAGCUAGAGGAUGACAAAUGGGUCAAGGUUUACACCGGCAACGUGAUCAAGCCGAGCGAAGCUUCUAAGGCACCCAAUGUGACAUAUAAUUCUGAGGAUGAAUCAUUGUGGACCCUGAUAAUGACCACGCCGGAUGGUAAUUUGACUAGUACGAAGAAUGAAUAUUGCCAUUGGUUUAUUGGCAACAUUCCUGGCAAUCGUUUGAAGGAGGGAGAAGAAUUGGUGAAUUAUUUGCAGCCAAUAGCACCAUAUGGCAUUGGGUAUUGCAGAUAUAUCUUUGUACUUUACAAACAGGAGGGUCGCAUUGAUUUUUCAGAAUAUAAGAGAACUAAUCCCUGUCUGAGUCUUCAGGAGCGUGACUGGCGAACAUUAGAUUUUUACAGGAAAUAUCAAGAUCAAUUGACACCUGCCGGCUUGGCAUUCUUCCAGUCGGAUUGGGACUCCUCGCUCAAGGAAUUUUAUCACAACACACUGAAUAUGAGAGUGCCGGUUUUGCGGUAUGACUUCCCUAAGCCAUAUAUAAAGAAACAAGUAUGGUUCCCAAUAAAAGAACCCUUCAACAUCUAUCUGGACAAAUAUCGCGAUCCCAAGCAGAUCAACAAGGAGUUCCUGUUAAGGAAAUUGAAGAAAGUUCAUCCAUUCAAUGGUCCAGAGCCACCAAAGAAGUUCCCGCUCGGCCAUAGAGAAUCUUAUUAUGUACCUUCUUGGUUGAAAUUCGAGAUAAUCAAGAAGAGGCUGGGAUACGGUCGCGUUAACAAACUCGAUGAAUACUAAAUUGAUUUCUAUUGAUAAUGCAGCAUAUUGUACAAUAAAUAGAAACUGUUUUCAAUCA
Messenger RNA from Pogonomyrmex barbatus (red harvester ant), 1457 nucleotides. It is a transcript of the gene mRpL38, whose product is annotated as mitochondrial ribosomal protein L38. Lineage: Eukaryota; Metazoa; Arthropoda; Insecta; Hymenoptera; Formicidae. Gene Ontology annotation, cellular component: mitochondrial large ribosomal subunit. The record is from RefSeq and is a predicted model, not a curated record.